Messenger RNA from Choloepus didactylus (southern two-toed sloth), 3825 nucleotides. It is a transcript of the gene GRAMD1C, whose product is annotated as GRAM domain containing 1C. The record is from RefSeq and is a predicted model, not a curated record. Gene Ontology annotation, cellular component: endoplasmic reticulum-plasma membrane contact site; plasma membrane; endoplasmic reticulum membrane. The transcript is spliced from 18 exons. Gene Ontology annotation, molecular function: sterol transfer activity; sterol binding. NCBI's taxonomy places the organism in Eukaryota, Metazoa, Chordata, Mammalia, Pilosa, Megalonychidae. Bases 122 to 2158 code for a protein of 678 amino acids. Gene Ontology annotation, biological process: intracellular sterol transport.
GGGGCGGCGUGCGAGGCGCGCAGGGCCGGGAGGCAGGAGCGCGCGCCGGUGGUGCACGUGGAAGGGCCGGGGGCGCGGAACAUGGGCUUAGCGGCUCGCCUCCCGGCGGUGGGACUUGGGGAUGCGCCUGCGCGAUUGCACGGCGGCGGAGGGAGCCGCGAUGGAGGGUAGUCUGGCUGUUCGCCAGAUAAAAAGUGAAGGGGAUUCAAGCCUUGCCACUGAGUUACAGGACGAGUUAGAGGAAAAUUCAAGUCCAGUUGUGGAUGAGAAUAAUAUAGUAUCAGCUAAAAAGCAGGGACCAAUUUCACAUAACUGGAGUGGUGACUGGAGCUUUUGGCUUUCAAGUUCCACCUAUAAAGACAAGAAUGAGGAAUACAAAAGACAGUUCAGACACAUACCUGAUACAGAGAAGCUGAUAGCAGAUUAUGCUUGUGCUCUACAGAAGGACAUUUUGCUUCAGGGACGACUUUACCUUUCAGAAAACUGGCUUUGUUUCCAUAGCAACAUCUUCAGAUGGGAAACUACAAUUUCUAUUGCUUUGAAAGACAUAACCUUCAUGACCAAAGAGAAAACCGCUCGACUCAUCCCAAAUGCUAUCCAGAUUGUCACAGACGGUGAGAAGUUUUUCUUUACAUCUUUUGGUGCUAGGGAUAGAAGCUACCUCAGUAUCUUUAGGUUGUGGCAGAACGUGUUAUUAGACAAGAGCUUGACCAAACUGGAAUUCUGGCAGCUGAUCCAGCAGAAUUAUGGCACUGAGCUAGGUUUGAAUGCUGAAGAGAUGGAAAACUUGUCACUGUCAAUUGAGGAUAAUGUGCAGCCAAGAAGUCCAGGAAGAAGAAGCUUGGAUGACUCUGGAGAGAGAGAUGAAAAAUUAUCCAAAUCAAUUAGUUUUACCCGUGAAUCAGCUAGUCAAGUUUCAGAGACAGAAUCGUUCAAUGAAAAUACACCAAAAGGGGGAUUAGGGAAAGAGGACCCCCAAAGUGAGGAGCAGAUCAAGAAGAGUUCUUUACUAAUUUCAGAGAAGAGGUUAAGUAGAGUGCCAUCAAAAUCGCUGGAUUUAAAUAAGAAUGAAUAUCUUUCUUUGGACAAAAGCAGCACUUCAGAUUCUGUUGAUGAAGAAAAUAUACCUGAGAAAGAUCUUCAUGGACGACUUUAUAUCAACCGGGUUUUUCAUAUCAGUGCUGAGAGAAUGUUUGAAUUGCUCUUCACCAGUUCACGUUUUAUGCAGAGAUUUGCCAAUUCUAGAAAUAUAAUAGAUGUAGUAUCUACUCCCUGGAAUGUAGAAGCUGGAGGUGAUCAGCUGAGAACCAUGACUUACACUGUUAUCCUUAAUAAUCCACUUACUGGAAAAUGCACUGCUGCCACGGAAAAGCAGACACUGUAUAAAGAAAGUCGAGAAGCACAAUUUUAUUUGGUAGAUUCAGAAGUAUUGACACAUGAUGUCCCCUACCAUGAUUACUUCUAUACUCUGAACAGAUACUGUAUCAUCCGAUCUUCAAAACAGAAAUGCAGGCUAAGAGUUUCCACAGAUUUGAAAUAUAGAAAACAGCCAUGGGGAAUUGUCAAAUCUUUAAUUGAGAAGAAUUCCUGGAGUUCAUUAGAGGACUAUUUCAAACAGCUUGAAUCAGAUUUAUUAAUGGAAGAAUCUGUGUUAAACCAGUCCAUUGAAGACCCUGGAAAACUUAGUGGCCUACGAAGGAGAAGGCGAACAUUCAACCGAACAGCAGAAAUAGUUCCUAAACUGUCUUCUCAGAGAGUUUCUGGAGAUGUGGGCUUAGAUGCCAAAGGGGAUAUUACAGGAAAGAAAAAGGAAAUGGAAAACUAUAACACCACUCUUAUUGUGGUGAUGAGUGUUUUUUUGCUGUUGCUAGUUUUAUUGAAUGUGACACUGUUUCUGAAGCUGUCAAAGAUAGAAUAUGCUGCUCAGUCAUUUUACCGUCUCCAUCUCCAAGAAGAGAAAUCUCUAAAUUUAGCCAAAGAUAUGCUGUCAAGAGCAAAAAAUACUCAAAAAAACAAAGAUCAAGCCCUUCGUCUAAAGGGAGUGCUCCGAGACUCCAUAGUGAUGCUUGAACAGUUGAAGAGCUCACUCAUUAUGCUUCAGAGAACGUUUGAUCUACUGAAUAAGAACAAGACUGGCAUGGAUGUCAAAAGCCAGUGACCUUAAGGACUGAAACUAUGGACACAUGGAACGAAAAGAAAGCAUCAGGAAGAAAAAAACAAAGGAUGAAGGAUUUUAAUUGUCAUAGGAAUAUUUCCAUGUUUUUGCAUUAUUGGUACUUCUAUUAUGAACAUUCUUUUCAAUAACAUUUAUUUGAUAAUUAGUCCUCUAUGACCUUAAGAAUCCAUCCUUUCACUUCUUAUACAUAACACUAAGCUGUGAAUUUCUCUAGUGAACCCUGAAAUAUAUUGUGGAAUUGAAUUUCUGUGAUAUAAAAAGAAAAUGAGGCACUCUGAAUUGAGCGCUACGGCCUCAUUUCUACAACAGUGAGGUAUGAGGUUUGAUGCUUUAAGUUUAUCUCUUAGCACAGAAUCUGUACUUAGAUCCAUUCAAGAGGCUACUAAAGAGAAUAAAAGAGACCUUUAAAUCAUUACUAAUUUUAAAGGUUCGGUUUUUAGACAUAACAUUUCUAGAUUUGUGUACUAUAAAUACUAAAUGUCUUCAUUUAUUUAGUAUGCAAAUUCAUACAUGUAAAUCUCACAUUGAUGAUUAUUAUCUGAAAGAUUCUUCAGCCAUCUUGUACAUUUUGUGAAACAAAUUGUUGCUUUUUCUUAAGGGAGCUAUGAGAGGUGAGAUUGUCUUGUGUCUUUAUACAUCAAAUGGCAAAAGAGACAAUUUAGAAAAAAGGAAACGUGUAUGAUACCAGCACUCAAAAUGAAAAACCAUACUCUGAGUUUUAAAAACCAGAAGAUUAUGUUAAAAUCUGGGCAUUUAGUGACACAUAAUGAAUACUUGAACUAAGCUUGGCUUCAGCUUAGCAGUCUUUCAUGGUGAAGUGAGCCAUAUGGUCAAAAAUAAUUUGCGCAUUACUUUUCAGUAGCCGAGUAUGGCUUCAUUCUUUAUAUGUGUGUGUGGCUUAUUUCAGUUGAUAUUAUAAGCCAGACACAAACUUAACUCUUUAAUAAAAACUUUUGGGGACAUACAUGUCCCAAUACAAGUGUACUGACUUUGAAGUUGUAAGGCAAACACAGGCUUAGAUGCUUUCAUAAAAAGUUUUUAGGCCUAUAUGUCUUAAUACAAGUGGUUCAUGAAAAUUAGGAUUUUGUGAACUGAUUUUGAUCCAGAUUUAUUUUUCAGGAAUUAGGGAAAGUUCUGUAAGAUUUUUAUUGUUUUGUCCUCUUAAGAUCUGUCUCUGGAACAAAAGAAAGACAGUGUACAAUAACUGGUAUAUAUUUUACUGUUUGAACAACUGUUGUCUUUAGUUACAUGUUUCCUUUUUUCCAUAGUCACCAAAGCUACAUGGGAUUGGUCAAGUCCUUUUUGAGAUGCCUGUUAACAAUGGAAGUAUUGACUGGUAAAUCCCAACUGCCCAGCUGGGGGUCACCAACCUGGGGGCUCUUUUGUAAGGAUUUACUAAGUGUACGGUUAUGAGAGAGUGACUGUGGAUUUUAAACUUGAAACCUCUUCUCUAUUAAGUUCACAAAAACUAUCAUUGAUAAGCUGAAUAGUUUUGCGUUGUUUCUUUAAAACGAGAGAUUCUACUUGUACUUUAUAACAUACCUCAAAGAAAUUGACCAAAGUUGCUUUAUAAAAUAUGUAUGCUUGCAGAAUUCAAUUAGCAAAACUUGAGCCUGUUAUGUAAGUUAAGUUUUAAUAAAACAUAAAAA